This is a messenger RNA of Ochotona curzoniae (black-lipped pika), 1729 nucleotides long. RefSeq names its product cytochrome P450 26A1. Bases 37 to 1530 code for a protein of 497 amino acids. Gene Ontology annotation, molecular function: oxidoreductase activity, acting on paired donors, with incorporation or reduction of molecular oxygen; monooxygenase activity; heme binding. Gene Ontology annotation, biological process: sterol metabolic process. The record is from RefSeq and is a predicted model, not a curated record. The transcript has 7 exons. NCBI's taxonomy places the organism in Eukaryota, Metazoa, Chordata, Mammalia, Lagomorpha, Ochotonidae.
GGCGGCGGCAGGUGGCGCGGGAGGUCGCAGCGCGCCAUGGGGCUCCCCGCGCUGUUGGCCAGCGCUCUCUGCACCUUCGUGCUGCCACUGCUGCUAUUUCUGGCCACGAUCAAGCUCUGGGACCUGUACUGCGUGAGCAGCCGCGACCGCAGCUGCCCCCUCCCAUUACCCCCAGGGACUAUGGGCUUCCCGUUCUUUGGGGAAACACUGCAGAUGGUGCUGCAGCGGAGGAAGUUUCUGCAGAUGAAGCGCAGGAAAUACGGCUUCAUCUACAAGACACAUCUGUUCGGGCGGCCCACAGUGCGGGUGAUGGGUGCGGACAACGUGCGGCGCAUCUUGCUCGGAGAGCACCGGCUAGUGUCUGUGCACUGGCCGGCGUCCGUGCGCACCAUUUUGGGCGCCGGCUGCCUUUCCAACCUCCACGACUCCUCGCAUAAACAGCGCAAGAAGGUGAUCAUGCGGGCCUUCAGUCGUGAGGCGCUCCAGUGCUACGUGCCGAUAAUUGCCGAAGAAGUGAACAAUUGUCUGGAGCAAUGGCUCAACUGCGGUGAGCGCGGACUUCUGGUCUACCCCGAGGUGAAGCGUCUUAUGUUCCGCAUUGCCAUGCGCAUCCUGCUGGGCUGCGAGCCCAGGUUGGAGGCGGGCGGAGAAGAUGAGCAGCAGCUAGUGGAGGCCUUCGAGGAGAUGACCCGCAACCUCUUCUCACUGCCCAUCGACGUGCCUUUCAGCGGGCUGUACCGGGGCGUGAAGGCGCGGAACCUCAUUCACGCGCGCAUCGAGGAGAACAUUCGUGCCAAGAUUGGCCGGCUGCGUGCUGCCGAGGCGGACGGCGGCUGCAAAGAUGCGCUGCAGCUGUUGAUCGAGGACUCGUGGGAGCGGGGAGAGCGGUUGGACAUGCAGGCACUCAAGCAAUCGUCAACCGAACUCCUCUUCGGAGGCCACGAGACCACGGCCAGUGCGGCCACCUCUCUGAUCUCUUACCUGGGCCUUUACCCCCAUGUGCUCCAGAAAGUUCGAGAGGAGCUGAAGAGUACGGGUUUACUUUGCAAGAGCAACCAGGACAACAAACUGGACAUGGACAUUUUAGCAAAGCUAAAGUACAUUGGGUGUGUUAUUAAGGAGACCCUUCGACUGAAUCCCCCUGUUCCAGGAGGGUUUCGGGUGGCUCUGAAGACUUUUGAACUCAAUGGAUACCAGAUUCCCAAGGGCUGGAACGUCAUCUACAGUAUCUGUGACACUCAUGACGUGGCCGAGAUCUUCACCAACAAGGAGGAGUUCAACCCAGACCGCUUCCUGCCGCCUCUACCGGAGCACGCAUCCAGGUUCGGCUUCAUUCCUUUCGGAGGUGGCCCUAGAAGCUGCGUAGGCAAAGAGUUUGCAAAAAUUCUUCUGAAAAUAUUUACAGUGGAGCUGGCCAGGCAUUGUGACUGGCAGCUGCUGAAUGGACCUCCUACGAUGAAAACCAGUCCCACCGUGUACCCUGUGGACAAUCUCCCGGCCAGAUUCACUCAGUUCCAGGGAGGCCUCUGAGGGGCUGCCAGCCUCGAACCCUAGACUGAUGGAAGCUGUACAUGAGUUUUUUUUUUUUUUUUACAUAGUGUUGUGUGGACUCUAUUUAAUUUCUAAAUGUAUAUUGUAAUAUUUAUGUGUCUCCACCACAGUACCAUGGUCUUUAAAAUAUUCAAAUAAUAAAUUUGUAUAAUUUCUAAAUCAUAAAGUGGAAUGUGAA